CCACUCACCGUAUCGAUACAGUGCGUGCGCGCGUGUGCGCGGCUUGUGAAAGGGAAGGGGCGGUGUUCGGCUUCUAAUCCUCUUAGCGGCAUUAUGCUGAGCUCCGUUCCAGCCCUGACAUGCGCUGCGCCCUUGUAGCUCCCCAAGUCCCGCAGUCAGCAUCUCCGCGCCCGUUACGCACAGCUGGAGCGACCCUGUGUGUCGGAGGGGAGGGGAGGGGAGGGGGGGGGGCGAGGGUUCGGGCAGCCGGCGCUACAGUCCUCCCACAGGUCAAAGCUGCCCGCUGUAAAAGAUGAAACACACUCUGCGUGUGUGCGCGUGUCUCUCCUCCCUGUCGGCGGCGUCUCCUCGCCACAUAACGGAGCUGGAACCAUCGAGGAACGGUAAUGCAUCUGACUUAACUUCCUGCUUGGAGUCGAGACCACCGGGGCAAUGAAGGUGCACUCGCCUCCGAGGAGGAGACUCAAGCGCGGUCGCGUCCUCCUCCUCGUGUCAGGUGCGCUGAUGUGUCUCGUCUACGCGCUGACUCUUAAGGCAGAGCUGUCCGAGCCACGGGCCUCCCCCCGGACAGGUGACGCGCUCGUCGAUGAUGUCAUGGAGGUCAACGUUCGGGAGGUGACUGCGUCCAACGAGACAGUCGAGGAGGCGGUUGUCUCUCCCGAGAGCAGCACGCCUCCUCCGGUGAUGAUCGUUAACAGGACAGACAUAGAACAGUGUAUCUACGUAGAACCUCAGCCCCCCAAACCUCCUCCAACUUCCCCACCACCGACCACGGCGGCCACUCCUCCUUCCCCACCCCAGCCACCCCACAGGAAGGGUGAUUACCCCGAGGACCUCUUCUCAGUGGAGCAGCGACAGCAGGGCUGGGUGGCCCUGCACCUCCUGGGCAUGGUCUACAUGUUUGUCGCCCUGGCCAUCGUCUGUGACGAGUUCUUUGUUCCCGGGCUGGAGGUCAUCACCGUCAAGCUGGAUAUCUCCGACGACGUGGCCGGGGCCACCUUCAUGGCGGCCGGAGGCUCCGCCCCAGAGCUCUUCACCUCCCUGAUUGGCGUCUUCAUCUCCCACAGCAACGUGGGCAUCGGCACCAUCGUGGGCUCGGCCGUCUUCAACAUCCUGUUUGUGAUCGGCAUGUGCGCCAUCUUCUCCCGGGAGAUGCUGCACCUGACCUGGUGGCCGCUCUUCAGGGACGUUUCCUUCUACAUCCUGGACCUCAUCAUGCUCAUUGUCUUCUUCCUGGACAACGUGAUCCUGUGGUGGGAGAGCUUGGUGCUGCUACUGGGCUACAUCAGCUACGUGAGCUUCAUGAAGUUCAACAGUCAGAUCGAGCACGUGGUCAAGACCCAGAUCAACAGGCACAUGAGCAUCGUCAAGGUGUGGACCGGGGAGGAGGCGGAGAAGGCGAGUGAAGCUCCACCGGCUCCUCCUCCAGCUCCUCCUCAUGCUGCUGCUCCACCUCCUCCUGCUGCACCGAAAACUGAAGAUGAAUCCAAACGAGAACCUGAACCACCUCCGAGUUCCCCUCAAUGCAACAAACCAACAGUGGAUCCUCAGGAUGAAAAAGCAACACUGCAGGUGCGUCCCGUCCUGCAGCGAGGCGGCAGCACGGCCUCCCUCCACAACACCUCGCUGAGGAGCACCAUCUUCCAGCUGAUGAUCCACACGCUGGACCCUCUGGGAGAAGAGUCCCGCCUCAGAGGCGCCGUGAAAGCCCCCGGCCCGAGGAAGGCGAGGAGAGAGACCUCCUUUAAUGGUGACGUCAGAGGGGAGAGGUCAGCGCAGAGGCAAGAAAAGAACCAAGUUAAGCUUCUGAACGCGCCGGUUUCGGGCAAAUUACAGAGCGAGUCACAUCAGCGGCACUGUGAAGAUGAAGAGCCGAAGCCGACGGAGCCCCCCGGAGCCGCCGAGCCGUCCACCUCUCAGCCUCAGAGGGCAGAGAAGAGCGAGGCCGACCCGCCAGACGAGUCAAAGGUGGCAGUGGGGGGAUCGGAGGGGGACGAUAGCACCGACGAGGACAGCGCCGACGAGGACAGCGCCGAGUCCGAGUCCGAUGGCGGUGAUGGCGAUGAGGGCGAAGGCGAGGAGCAGAGUGAACCGCUGUCUCUAAAGUGGCCGGACACGCGACACAAGCAGGCCACCUACCUGCUCCUGCUGCCCAUCAUGUUGCCGCUGUGGCUCACGCUGCCUGACGUCCGCAACCCGGAGUCCAGGCGUUAUUUUCCCAUGUCGUUCAUCGGCUCCAUCAUGUGGAUCGGGGUCUUCUCCUACUUGAUGGUGUGGUGGGCUCAUCAGGUGGGGGAGACUAUCGGUAUCUCCGAGGAGAUCAUGGGCCUGACCAUCCUGGCCGCCGGGACGUCGAUCCCCGACCUGAUCACCAGCGUGAUCGUGGCCCGCAAAGGCCUGGGCGACAUGGCCGUGUCCAGCUCGGUGGGCAGCAACAUCUUCGACAUCACCGUCGGUCUGCCCGUCCCGUGGCUCAUCUACACUCUGCUUCACAACGGCGAGCCGGUCGGCGUCAGCUCCAACGGGCUGUUCUGCGCCAUCGUGCUGCUCUUCCUCAUGCUCCUCUUCGUCAUCAUCUCCAUCGCCGCCUGCCGCUGGAAGAUGAGCCGGAAGUUGGGCCUGACCAUGUUCGCACUGUACUUCGUGUUCUUGGUGCUGAGCGUCAUGCUGGAGGACCGCAUCCUCAUCUGCCCCGUUUCCAUCUGACAACAAAAACAAAGAAACGACGAGCAGCGAUGCCACCGGCAGCGUAGUUUUACAUGGUUUGUGUAGUGCUCCUUGAGUUAGUUCUGCUAACAAUCCCACAAUGCAAUGUCCUGCUUCUUGUAGAUGAUUGUGUUCCACCGAGAGCUGCAACGUCUUCCAGUACCGUCGACCUGGAUGAAAAGCACAAAGAAACCACUUCAACUGCAUUUUGUGUCGUAGAGAAACGUCCGGGGGUGUUUUUAUUAUAAAGAGCACUUUCGCUUUUGCGGUUAGCCACAAGAAACCCCCCCAACUUAUAUUCUAGAAAUGCAAGCAGCUCAGAAGACCACCACUACGGUUCCUGUUGAGUUUCCCUUCUAAUAUUUAUUUAAAUACACACCAGUAAAGGUUUUACACAUUGGGCAGCACUUCAAGACUACUGGAUGCAACUUCAGUUUUGUAUGUUCAGUAUUAUCGCUAAAACGGUUCUGUAUUCAACCAAACUGUCGUGUUUGUUCAGCGUGGAACAAUUUGUGUGUCAAACAUAACUGUGGUGGAGACAAUGAAGUGUGUGUCAGACUGUCGUAGCUGUGACAAAAAGAAGUUGUCAGAUGUUACUGUCUUGUUAACUUGUCGGAUUGAAGUCGAUGCAAACGUGUAUAAUUGAUAGGAAAACUCAAUAUUUCAAAUUGAAAUUCCAUGCUACAAUAAAUUAUUUUUUUAACUGAA
Gasterosteus aculeatus aculeatus (three-spined stickleback) is the source of this 3414-nucleotide messenger RNA. Its product is annotated as sodium/potassium/calcium exchanger 1. The record is from RefSeq and is a predicted model, not a curated record. Gene Ontology annotation, cellular component: plasma membrane. Gene Ontology annotation, molecular function: calcium channel activity; calcium, potassium:sodium antiporter activity. Gene Ontology annotation, biological process: calcium ion transmembrane transport; long-term synaptic depression; long-term synaptic potentiation. NCBI's taxonomy places the organism in Eukaryota, Metazoa, Chordata, Actinopteri, Perciformes, Gasterosteidae.